This is a messenger RNA of Scophthalmus maximus (turbot), 3228 nucleotides long. Its product is annotated as cilia- and flagella-associated protein 251. Gene Ontology annotation, molecular function: calcium ion binding. The transcript has 6 exons. The coding region runs from base 293 to 1477 and encodes 394 amino acids. The record is from RefSeq and is a predicted model, not a curated record. Lineage: Eukaryota; Metazoa; Chordata; Actinopteri; Pleuronectiformes; Scophthalmidae.
CCACACUCCCAGCUGUGUUUCCACUGCGUCCUCUGUCUUUCCAGCACAAGACUGGCACUCUGCUCUGUCACUCUUGUGAACACAAGCCUCCUCACCCCCUCUCUCUGCAGCCGGGAGUAAAGCCCCGGCUAAUAUACUGGAAUUAUCUGUAGCGCUGUUGUGUUUUCCAAGGAUUUUGUUAUUUUCAAGUGUUGACAACCCAUCGAUUGUUUUGAUGGAAUAAUUCAGGUAGAGACUUUCUUCUAGUGUGGGUUUUUUAUUACUUAAAAGGGGCUGUGUAAAUUUUUCCAAGAUGGCACCUGUGAAAGGCUGGGUAGUGGGGCUGCUGCUGGUGCUUCUGUGUCCAUCCCAGUUGCCACUUUCCGGGGUAGUUAGUGCCCAGAGCGUGGCUGAAGCAGAGGCAGACCUCCAUGUCAGAAAUGAGGAGGAGGUUGUGGCAGAUGAGGGUGGAAACACUGAGGGUGAUGAUGCUGCUGAGGAAGAGGAACAGCUAAGAGAGGAGGGAAUUGAAGAAGAUUCAAAUGAGGAGGACGCAUCUGAGGGACAGGAGGCGGAAGAGGAAGAGAUAGAGACUGAGGAGGAAGAAGAGGGGGAAGAGGAGACUGAGGAGGAAGAAGAUGAGACCUCUGAUGAGGAAGCAGAGGGGGAAGAGGAGACUGAGGAGGAGGAGGAGGAGGAAGAGGAAACUGCUGAGGAAGAGACCGAUGAUGAGGAGGAAGAGGAAACUGCUGAGGAAGAGACCGAUGAUGAGGAGGAGACAGAUGAGGAGGAAGAGGAAACUGCUGAGGAAGAGGCCGAUGAGGAGGAGGAAGAGGAAACUGCUGAGGAGGAGGAGGAAGAGGCUGCAGAAGAGGAGGAUUAUGCAGAGGAAGAGGAGGAUGAUGAGGAAGCAGCGGAAGAAGAGGAGGAAGUUGUGGAGGAUGAGGACGAAGAGGCUGCAGAAGAGGAUGACGAGGCAGCAGAGGAGGAUGCUGAGGAGGAUGCUGAGGAGGAUGCUGAGGAGGAAGCUGAUGAGGAAGCUGAUGAGGAUGCGGAGGCCGCGGCUGAAAGUGAGGAGGAAGAGGAGGUAUCCGAAGGGGAGGAAGUAACUGCGGAAGAGAAGGCUGAGGAAAAGGAUGAUAUUGCUGAAGAUGACUCUGAGGAGGAAGAGGAUGAAGCUGAGGAAGAUGAUGACGAGCCUGGAGCUGACGUCACUGCAGAAAACCAGCAUGACGCAAGUGAAGAAGAGGCCAUCGCUGACAUGCUGCAAUUCCGCUCUGGCUCUUUGUGCAGCGUUUGCUCCAUCUGUGAGCACUGCUCUAGUGACUGUGACAAGUGCCCAUGUGAGGAGGGAGAUGAGGCCGACCACUGCGAGCACUGCCAAGGAUGCUCGUCCUGCUACCUUUGCCCCAUACUGUGCGACACAAUUUGCACACCAGGUGGCCUUGUUGAUGAGCUUACCGCGUCCCUCUUUCAGACUUUCACCUCUCUCCUCUGAGCACCCUGCAGGAUUUGUCGCUGUGCUCCUGUGUUCACACGAGGCAUAGCGCGGAGGAUCGCAACUGUCUGGCUGUCACGUCAUGAAUCAGACAUUUUUUUAUUUACUCUUAUUAAAAUCCGAAAAUAGUCAAUUUGAAAAAUUUUAUUUCUUCUAUUUUUAUUUAAUGACCUUAAUAUUGUCAGAUGCAAAAUACAGUAUUUCUAAGGCUAUGCUUUGUUUAUAUGUAUUUUUUUUGUAGGAGCAUCAUCUUAAGACAUUUUUAGCUGAGCAAGGAUUAUUUAUGGACCUAUUUUGUAGCAGAAGUAUUUUGCAACAUGUGCCUCAUGCACAUGUUGCAUGCUAAUUUUUUUCAGGACACGUUCUUCUAGUUUUCAGCAUGUUACAGUAACAUUUUACACAUAGUAUUGCUGUGCAAUGUUAGAUACUUCUUUCAUCUGUUCAUAGAUUUCUCCUUACUGGGAGUCACUCCUGUCAGGUGAGGUCCUGUCCUGUGUCGAGGCAAACCAGUUUAAGUUAUUUCUCAGUGACUGCAAAAAUAGAAAUAAACAGGGUCCUGUAUGGGCUGUUAAUUUUAAUUGCAGGAACAAGUGUUUAACUAGACUAACCUGAAAUAGUUGGCCACUUUUGGAGCAAUUUAAAUUAAGUGAGUGCUGUUUCCCCCUAUAGCUUAGCUUACUGCCUUUUGGCCUGAUUCCACUGUACUCAUCACACAAAAGUUAGGAAUCUAUGCAUCAAUUGGUUGCAAAGGGGCUGUGCAUAAAAUAAAACAACAAUGAUCAACAUUAGCAAAAUAUACAAAUGUAAAAAUAAGUGAGAUAAAGUACAUUUAAACAUUCUCAACACAAUAUUUGUAAUAUCUUAUAAAAAUAUAUAAAAGUGCUAUAAAAAUCCUUCACAUUUACACUAUACCUGGAUGCAGAUGAGAAAAUACAACAACCAGACUUGGCCUCUGUAUACACAUCUGAAAUCGGUGUUAAUUUGCAUUUUAUAUAUUUUUGUGAUAUUUUAAGCCAGUUAGAGGUUUGAAUACCAGGCCCUCGGCUCUGUUGUUUUGACUUUGACUCUUUUAACUAAUCUUGUGAGUCACUAUUGAUUCAUCCAGUGAUUCUUUAUUUAUAAGAUCUAUUCACUCACCAUAAAGAGCUUCACUGGUGGAUAAUGUCUUUUUUUUCUUUGAAAAGGGUAAACACACCCAAGGCAUGACCUGAGGUGAGGCAUGGUGUUUGAGAACAUGGUGGAGUGUUCCUCUGUUGCAGACGUAUACGUCUCAAAAGGUGUGUGUGUGUGUGUGUGUGUGUGUGUGUGUGUGUGUGUGUGUGUGUGUGUGUGUGUGUGUGUGUGUGUGUGUGUGUGUGUGUGUGUGUGUGUGUGUGUGUGUGUGUGUGUGUGUGUGUGUGUGUGUGUGUGUGUGUGUGUAAACAGAAGCAGUUCCAAUAAACAUCACCUGUUGUUUUUAUUGAAAACUUGCAUCUGUAACUAUGAAAUAUAUAACCCAAUUUAAAAUGUUGGUUUUGAAAUUUCUAUACAGAUUCAACAACCAAGCCAUUAUAUGUAAAUUAGUGAGUUUGAGGUCUUGGUAUGUGGAUUUUGGUGCUGACAGUCAGGUGAGCCGUUCCCAUGAUAACGGUCUUCAUGCCAGAUUUAACUUUAAAAUGUUAUUUGUUCAAUUUUUUGGAAGAGUAAAAAAAAAUCCUGGACAGAUUUGUCUUUUGAACAGACUAAAAUAAAUCACAUAGUCUAAUAAGGUG